AUGAUACACCGCCGUGGCGUCUUAUCGCCAGGUGUCUGCGGCAGCACGGCUCCUAGAGGGACAGAGGCCUCCCAGUACUGGACGCGACUACGUGUGCCGCGCUGCGCGGGACGCCUCACGGUGCGUGGGAUGUCACCGCCAACAAAGGAGUUGACUGCGGCAAUGGCGUCUCACCCGGGCCGACUGAAGCGCAAGGAGCAGCUUGGGGACAGCCGAUCCAGCCCUGCUCCCAGAAAAGGUGACAGUCACCACCCGGAAGCUUCGGCAGGGCAAGAUGAGAGAGAGCUGCCGAAACGACGCACGGAGCGGAAGUCCGGAGACAAACACCACAAGACGCACCGGCGAAAGAAGACUGAUCGCGGUUCGCCCUCACGAGAUGCGUCGCCCGCUGCCGGAGAUGGCCAAAGGAGCAAGAGCAGAAGCAGGGACUCCUCGCCAAGGCGCCCUAGCGAGCCGGAGGAGUCGGUGCGCGGCCGCUGGCGUCGCCGCUACGUCGAGAGCCGACCCUUACUGUUACGGAUGGCGCAGCUCAACUGCGCGUUGCAAAAGAGUCGUGCUGCCGCCGCCGCGCUGUUGCACGAGCACGAGCACGUCGCGCAUGCGCUGACACAACGCCACAGCGCAUGCGCCGACUGCCACGGCGCAUGCGCGUACUGCCACAGCGCACGUGCCGACCGUCACGGCGCAUGCGCGAAAGCAGCCGGUUGCGCCUGUGCUUGCACGUGUGUGGAUCUCAACUCACAGCCGCGACUUCGCGCGCUCCGCGAGCGAUUCUUACAAUCGCUGAAGGUGCCGAAGUUUCUGGGCGAAGCGAAGGUAGCCGGUAAGCAGUUGCACGAGUGGCUGUGGCGGUAUGCCCAGCCGCAGCAGCAGCAGAAGAAGACGAACAAGAAGAAGAAGAAGGUGAAGGACAAGGAGAAGACUCCUGUGCUCGCUCUGGUGCCGAGGGAGCUGAGCUCCAGCGACGAGGACCGGCUCGCCGAAGGACUCGCCUGUGUCAUCCUGUAGCAGUCCAACGCGAGUGCCGUCAGACGUGACACAGACUGUACAGUUCGCAAUCUUCACCUCACUCAAAUUACUACUCAGGGACUGGUGCAGGUGGCGCAGCGACAUGAUUCCCUCCUCCAGACAUGACGCGUCCUCUCUUGUGUCGUCGCCUUUAUAAGUUUCGACGAUGGCCAUAAAGAUGAAACUGGCAAUCUGAUCUAAUGAUUUAAAAUGAGAUUUACAUUGCUGUUUCUACAGUUAAUUUAGAUAUCAUGGUUGCCAGUCUCUUGCAAUGGCCCAGUCGAUCUCAUUUGAUAACCCACUCACAUUACAUGCUCGUUCAGUGAGUCGUGCAAGACUUUUAAGCGAAGAGACCUCUCACAAGAUCAAUAACACCAAAACUCACCAGCGAUGCCCACACAGGGGCCAUGAGGCGUCGCCGUCUUUAAAUACAGCUCAUUCUCUCCGUUCCCUUGUAAGACACUCGUUGCAGUUACACUGCCCAGAAAUAAACACACCCAGUGCCUAGGUAUACAAACCAUAUAUACCACUGUUUUCUUAGACGUAUAUUGUAGAAACAUUGGUUUCCUUUUUUUUCAGAGCUGUUUGUAUCUAGUAGUUAUCAUUAAAGUGCAGCUACUCACAGAAGUCCAGUAAGAGACGAAUUAUCAUAGAUAUUCUAAUCCGUUAAUGCGGAACCGAUGUACCCUGAAAAAAAUUUAGUUCCAGUAUUGGCCACCAGAUGCAAGUCUGGCGCUGUGAAUGUAAAACACAGAAAUGUUUCAUUAUGUAAUGGAUUAGGAACAGGAGAUUGGCAGAAACAGUCAAAUAAAGUCAAAUAGGCAUAAUGUUGGUUUUAUUAUUAACUGAUGCUUACACAAUUUGUUGAAUGUGAGCACCGGAAACGUCGACGAGAUGAUGUACAGCACCAGAUUUGCAUCUGGUUGCCAAAAUUGGAACUAUUUCUUCUCAGUGUAAAUCAAUCCUGCGUUAAUGCGUUAGCAUAUCUAUCACGUUUCACUGCUGUACGAUAAUUACAGCCCACACGGGACCUCCCUGGGUAGUUGCACUUUAAGUAUAACCACUCGGUAUAAGGGUUGUUCUAGUAUUAGGAGUUACUAAAAUAAAAAUUACUGCAGUUAAUUUACAACACCGAAUGGGGACUUUUUCUUACACAGUAGAACACGAUAUAUAUUUAGGUGUGUUUUUGUUAAUGCAAGCACACUAUCGGACUGAGUAUUGCAAAUAACGACGAAACUGUUUUCUUUUAAGUAAAUCUCUAUCAGAGCAGUUGUCAAAAAUCGAGAUUUAUUUAUUCAGUACGAGUUUAAAAACAAUAGUUUCUAAAGCCGUUUUGUCGACAAACGAUUUCCAUACUGACUAAUCGUCAGAUCGGCUUUAAAAAACGUUCAUCACUCAGACAUGCCGUCGGCAUGAUGAGUAAAUGUAUGGUAGUAAACAUGUACAAUCUACGCAACAUACAUAUCAUUCCAAAUUGCAAUCGGAUUUUGUGUAACUGCAGCAAUUGUUGAUCCGAGAUACGUCUGAAAUACUGUGUCCGUUUUUGUGCAAGAUAUCAGUGUCGAUUUCACGUUCUUGUGUGCUUAAUGGUAUGAUAUUUCCAGAUCUCAGAGUCUUCUUUUUCCGACCAUUCCUCGUCAAACAACUACGAUCUUCAGAGAGUACUUUUGGCAACUCUUAAAUAAGUCACCUCUGU
This is a messenger RNA of Schistocerca gregaria, 2704 nucleotides long. RefSeq lists its product as uncharacterized. NCBI's taxonomy places the organism in Eukaryota, Metazoa, Arthropoda, Insecta, Orthoptera, Acrididae. The transcript is spliced from 5 exons. The record is from RefSeq and is a predicted model, not a curated record. The coding region runs from base 1 to 1008 and encodes 335 amino acids.